Molecule: messenger RNA, 885 nt
Organism: Candidula unifasciata
Lineage: Eukaryota; Metazoa; Mollusca; Gastropoda; Stylommatophora; Geomitridae
Source: the annotation of a GenBank genome assembly
AUGGGUCAGUGCCUUUCUCCGUGCUGUGAGAAGCAGGGGCCCAAUAGUCCGGCGGGCAGUUCUAGUGACUCAGGCCAUCCCAAUCACUCUCACACCCUCUACAUAGCCGGCAUCCCCGUUUCCGACAGCAAGGACAACGGCUGUGGAGAGCCGAACCCUCCGGUGACCACCCCUGGCUCUGAGUGGAAAAUGUUCACACCUUACCCAAAGCUCCCACCAAUUAAAAAGCAGGGUGUGAGUGCUGAAGCCAAACGCCUGUCUCUCAUAUCUCGAGAAGUGUCGGAAGCCAAAAUUCUGGCAAUGUUUGAGCAGUACAGGGAUCCAGAGGAAGACUGCAUUUUAGCCGACGGCAUAGAAAGAUUCUGUAUGGAUCUUGAGGUUAAGCCAGAAGAAUUUAUAGUGUUAGUGCUGGCAUGGAAGUUUGGUGCUGAGACGAUGUGUGAGUUUUCACGCACUGAGUUUGUCCAGGGUUGCAAGGCUAUGAAAGUAGACUCUAUAAAAGGUAUCCAGAGUAAAUUUCCAGAACUAUUGGCUGAAGUUCAUGAAAAACAAGCCUUCAAAGAUCUGUAUCGUUGGACUUACAAAUUUGGCCUGGACACUGCAUCGGCUCAGAGAACUUUACCCACAGAUAUGGCUAUAAGCUUGUGGAAGUUGGUAUUUUCUCAGAAUGAACCACCGGUGCUGCAGCGGUGGUUGGAAUUCUUGGAAAAGCACACCAGCAUCAGAGGAAUUCCUAAAGACACGUGGGAUAUGUUUCUUAAUUUCACCGAGCAGGUAGGGGAGGAUUUGAGUAGCUAUGAUGACACAGAGGCCUGGCCUAGCCUUCUGGAUGACUUUGUAGAAUAUGAAAAUGACAGGCACAACCAGAAUGUCACCACAGACUGA